Messenger RNA from Paraphaeosphaeria sporulosa, 1185 nucleotides. Its product is annotated as adaptin ear-binding coat-associated protein 1 NECAP-1. Lineage: Eukaryota; Fungi; Ascomycota; Dothideomycetes; Pleosporales; Didymosphaeriaceae. The transcript has a single exon. Bases 264 to 1073 code for a protein of 269 amino acids. Gene Ontology annotation, biological process: endocytosis. The record is from RefSeq and is a predicted model, not a curated record. Gene Ontology annotation, cellular component: membrane; clathrin vesicle coat.
AUAAUCCACUGGACACGCCCAUUUGACAAUUUCUCUGUGCUGACCCGACGAAGCGCUGCUUCGAACAUUGGUCCUGACUUCUCCGCAGCACGGCCACGGCCAGUCUUGCUACCCCGCCAAACCUCCUGAAGGCGCCCGCGAACUUAUUUUCCACCGACUGCGGUUCAAAUACAUCGACGCGUUCCCUUUCGCACUGAUUGCAUAUCAUCUGCAUCCAUCUUCACCCCCAGUUCCUGUCGAUACGCGAUUGACCGACCGCAAGCAUGAAUACCGAUCCCCUCACAGGCGAGCCCUUGCCCCCAACCGCCAUCCAGCGCAUCCUGUACCUUGCGCCAAAAGUCCAUGUCUACCAGAUCCCACCCCUCACCUCCACAAAAGGCUACCAAGCAUCAUCCUGGACAGCCGACCCCAAGCGCCAGAUCUUCACCGCGCGUCUCCGCAUCCUCGAAACCUCCAUCCCCUCACCCACCGCGACCGAUGACACCGCCGAGAAGGUCUCCACAACGCUGCUGCUCGAGGACCCUUCCUCGGGCCAGCUCUUCGCAGCCGCGCCUUACACAGCACCAAACGUAGUCGAGCAAGCUCUAGACAGCAGCCGCUUCUUCGCGAUAACAGUAGUAGGCGAGGGACGAAAGGCGGUACUGGGCAUGGGCUUCGAAGAGCGCACCGAGGCCUUCGACUUCAACAUCGCACUGCAGGACGCGCGGCGCGCGCUUGGGUUCGAAGCGAAUCCCAACGCUGCGGCGCCGGGGAGGAAAGCAGCCUCCAAGGCAGCGGAGGAACCGAAGCGCGACUUCAGCCUCAAAGAAGGGCAAACGAUUAGCAUAAAUUUGGGUGGGCUCAAGGGCAGACGGGAACGACGGGAAGGCGAUAGCAAGAGCCCCGAGCAGCCGAAGAGCGAGCAAGACGCCUUAUUCAGCAUCAAGCCACCUCCUGGGAGCGGAGGCGGCUUCCUGCCUCCGCCGCCAAGCGCAAAGAGCGUGAAGGAGGAGCGGAGAAGGAGUAGACAAAGCUUCGAGCCAAAGCCGGAAGAUCUAGGAUUCGAUGAUGGGGAGUUUGGCGAGUUCCAGUGAGGCCGCUGGACUUGUAGAUGCCGGUUCCUACAUGCUGCAUGGAGCAUAGGCUUGCAUUAUUGGCGUUAUGGAGGUCAUCUAUGGGCUGGAACUGUAUUUGACUUGGAGGUGU